CUGAGGAGCCCGGUUCAAAUCCGGCCUCCUGAGUUUGCAUGUUCUCCCCGUGUUUUUUCCCCCCAGCUAUUGCGGUUUCCUCUCACAUCACAAAAGCGUGCAUGGGAGGUUAAUUGAAAACUCUAAAUUGUCCGUAGGUGUGAAUAGUUGUUUGCUUAUAUGUGCCCUGCAAUUGGCCGGCGACGAGUUCAGAGUGCACCCCGCCUCUCGCCCAUGCAGAGUCAGCUGGGAUAGGUUCCAGCAUGCCCACGACCCUUGGGAGGAUAAGCACUGUCGAAAAAAGAUGGAUCUUUUCUCGACCUGGGCUAUCUGGCCUUCAUUUGUGGAGUUUGCAUGUUGCACCUUCCCUUGUGUGGGUUUUCUCCAGUGUCCAGCCAUUCAUCUCUGGCAGAAGAGAAAACUUCAACUAAGUCCAGAACAGUGCAGUGACUUCUACACGGAACAUCACGGAAAACUAACCUUUCCAAAAUUGACGGCCUACAUGAGCUCCGGUCCAAUCAUUGCUUUGACUCUGGCUCGGGACAACGCAAUAGCCCACUGGAAGGCCAUCAUUGGACCUAUCAAGGCCACAGAAACUCAUCCAGAAAGCCUCCGAGCAAAAUAUGCCACGUCUGAGCUGGAGAAUGCUCUCCAUGGCAGCGAGUCAUUUCAUGUGGCAGAGCGAGAGAUCAAAUUCAUGUUCCCAAACACGCUAACUGUCCCCACAAGAGAAGAAACUGAAGAAUACCUGAGUCGGUAUGUGAACCAAACUUUGCUUCAAGGACUCACCGAGCUCUGCAAGCACAAACCUCUCAACCCCUGUGUCUGGCUUGCUGAGUGGCUCAUCAAAAACAAUCCAAACAAGCCUCAAAUAUGUGAUGGAGCUGUUCUGAAAGGAGCAGAGUGACAUCAGGGAAAAGAGCGGGGAAAAAAAGAAUAUAAUAAUGUAAUCAAAUAUGAAUAUGUCAUCUUGACAAUAGUACUUUCAGUGCUAGUGACAGACCUUUUACAAACAGUCAUCAUAUGGCAUCUCAAGUUACCUUGCAUGUGUAUUUUAAGUACAUCACCCUAUAAUUUAGAGGUUGAAGGAUUAAAAUGAAAAUGUGACAGGGAACUUAGCUGGUGUUAACACUCUUAAGUGCUUUAUGUCCUAAAAAAACAACAACUUGUACAGUAAAUAUCAAAGUGCCCAUAAAUAGCCCCCCCCCCAAAAAAAAAAACCCACACACACCCAUGUUCUUGUCUAUUUUUUCAAUACAUUAUUUAAACAGUUUAUGUCAAGUACAUACAACAUAUACUAGCGCUCUAACAAAUACAAAAAAAGGGAUAGAAAAAAGUACCAUUAAAUGUCGGCCACGUUUACAAAUGUAUGCAUUUUGUAGGACUAGGAAUUUGCAGAGUGAAAUAAAUUACACGAAGAAAUGUGGAAAGUUGAAUGUGUACAAAGAAGUGGACCUCAAAUUGUUGUACAAUUACUGUACCUCUAGUGGGACACAAAAUAAUCACUCAAUGUUACAGUGGCCUCAAAUGUUUUUUAAAUCCAGUACAGUCCAUUUAAGUGCCAUUCAGUUGUAUUUAACUUUAAUUUACAUUUUGUUGUAAAUCAAUAAAAAAUCAAUACUAUUGGUUGGUCCCAAUGUGGGGCUGUUCUUACAAAUUGAGUAGCUGUGGCUCAGUAGGUAGAGAGGCUCUGACUGUCUGCAUGUCAAAGUUUAACAAAAAAUAAACCAACAUGCAUGGAAAUGCAUUACGUCUUGCUUUGUACAGUAUUCGUGCAGUUUUAAACCCCACCAGACCCUCAAACUUCAAUGUCUGUGAUUUAAAAAAAUAAGAAUUGUGUGUUCAUAAUUACCUACAUUCACUAUUCCGAUGGCUCUUUUUUUGCAUAGCGCAUAAUGGUUGUACCCUUGUAAGAUAUAGCAGUUAUAUAUAUACACUUACCCUUGUAAGUGAUACCCCACAC
This is a messenger RNA of Phycodurus eques (leafy seadragon), 1942 nucleotides long. It is a transcript of the gene nme5, whose product is annotated as NME/NM23 family member 5. Lineage: Eukaryota; Metazoa; Chordata; Actinopteri; Syngnathiformes; Syngnathidae. The transcript is spliced from 5 exons. The record is from RefSeq and is a predicted model, not a curated record. Bases 284 to 886 code for a protein of 200 amino acids. Gene Ontology annotation, biological process: UTP biosynthetic process; CTP biosynthetic process; GTP biosynthetic process. Gene Ontology annotation, molecular function: nucleoside diphosphate kinase activity.